AGCUUUAAAUUUUAGUAGAAGUGAUUUUGACACUUUUUGUCUGAUAUUUAUCCAACUUUUAUUUUCAAAUAGAUAAGUAUUCCUAUGAGUGUGGAAUUUGAGGAAAUCAACAAGCAAAGAGAAGCAAAUGAUGAAAAUCUGAUAAUGGCUGAUUUCACGGAUGAGGAAGGCUAUGGCAAAUACCUAGACUUGCAUGAGUGCUACAACAAGUACCUGAAUAUCAAGGGACUAGAGAAAAUAGACUACAUCACAUAUCUGACAACAUUUGAUCGCUUGUACGAGAUUUCCAAGGACAAGAAAACCACACUGUACAGGGAAUACUUGCAUGUUCUCCUGGACUACCUCUAUGGCUAUGUAGAAAGAGUGAAGCCUCUUCUAGAUCUUGGGGAGGAACUUGAUGCUGUUCGCAAGGACUUCAAUGAACAGUGGGAAAAUGGCAGGUUUCCUGGAUGGCCGAAAGAGACUGGAGGUGCUUUAGCAGCCAUGGGUGCUCACUUAGACCUAUCAGCUUUCUCUUCUUCUGAGGAGCUGAUGUCACUGGGGCUGGAUCGCCUCAAAUCAGCUCUCAUGGCCUUGGGCCUAAAGUGUGGGGGAACACUGGAGGAGAGAGCACAGCGGCUUUUCAUGACAAAGGGCAAAUCGGUGGAAGAGCUGGACCCCUCCCUCUUUGCCAAAUCCAAGCCAGGAAAGGUCACCAAAGGUAAGGAGACUGAGAAGAUCAAAGAGCUUGCUGCUUUGGAAGCUCAGGUCUACCGACUGACAGAAAUUCUAUCAGAACAGAGAAAUGCAACCAAAGAAAAUGUGCAGAGAAAACAAGCUAGAAGGGAUGGCGAAGAAGAGGAGGAGGAAGAGGCAUCAGCCUCAGAGUCUGAAGAUGAAGCUGAUGAUGAGGUACCUUACAACCCAAAGAACCUUCCUCUUGGCUGGGAUGGAAAGCCCAUUCCAUAUUGGCUCUAUAAACUUCAUGGCCUCAACAUCAGUUACAACUGUGAGAUCUGUGGUAAUUUCACAUACAAGGGUCCAAAGGCAUUUCAGAGACACUUUGCUGAGUGGAGGCAUGCUCACGGCAUGAGAUGUUUGGGCAUCCCAAACACAGCUCAUUUCGCUAAUGUUACUCAGAUUGAAGAUGCCCUCAAGCUUUGGGAGAAAUUGAAAGUCCAAAAGACAUCGGAGAGAUGGCAGUCUGAACAGGAAGAAGAAUAUGAAGACUCGCAAGGAAAUGUUGUUAAUCGGAAAACUUUUGAUGAUCUCAAGAGACAGGGUUUACUUUAGGAGGAUAUUCUGAAAGGAUUUAAUAGUAAUAGUGUAAUAGAGUGGGCCACUUUAUUUUCCUGUGAAUGAUUACAUGAAUUAGUCAUUCAAAAGAGGGAUUUAAAUUUUUCAUAUAUUCUACAUGAAAAAAGCUGUUUAUAAAUGUGUAUAGUAUGUAAUAUGCAUAUUCUUGGAUAGUGCAAGAAAUGAGUAACUGAAAAAUAAGAUUCUGUCUAUGUAAAUGAUAAAUUUUAAGUUGAUUUUUAUAUCAAUAAUAAAGGACUAUUCCUUCAAUA
Penaeus chinensis is the source of this 1547-nucleotide messenger RNA. It is a transcript of the gene noi, whose product is annotated as splicing factor 3A subunit 3-like. The transcript is spliced from 3 exons. NCBI's taxonomy places the organism in Eukaryota, Metazoa, Arthropoda, Malacostraca, Decapoda, Penaeidae. Gene Ontology annotation, molecular function: zinc ion binding; RNA binding. Gene Ontology annotation, biological process: mRNA splicing, via spliceosome. The record is from RefSeq and is a predicted model, not a curated record. Gene Ontology annotation, cellular component: nucleus; spliceosomal complex. Bases 85 to 1272 code for a protein of 395 amino acids.